GAGUGUACGGAUCGAGAGACAAGUGUCGUGCUAAAUAAUCCGAGUCAUCGGCGCCAAAACAGUGCGAAUUUACAAACCUGUAACCGGCUCGUGAUCAUUAGCGGCGCCCAAGAAUGUUAACAGCCGUCGAGAAACGCGAUCUUUCGACGACCGAGUCUAAAACUCGCUCCACGAAGUGAGAGAAAAUUUCUGUCUCGGUUAAAAUUUUUUUUUUUUAUUCAAACCCUUGUCGACGCAUCGUCUUUGCGAGUUUCUCGAUAAAAGAGAGAAAGAGACGUGGACUUGAUGAUAAUUACGGAUAAUGGGAACGGCGGGUCUUCCAUUGCACGCGAGCCGAGCUCCGGCGAACUCGAAGACAAGAUCGACAAAGAAGAGAAAAGGAGAUCCGGACUGAUCUCUCGACAUCACACGGACCCGCCCACAACAGAACCGAGGAAUCAAUGUGUCCAACGAGAAGAGCGACGGAGUUAGAGGUUCAACAAGCAGCUCCGAAAUCUCGAGAUCAGAGGGCAAGGAUGCUCCGAGAUCUCACUGAAAUUAGUGUCCCGAGGAUAAUUAUUUCGAAUAGAGUCAUCUCUACGCUUGAUCGGUCCGACAAGGAAAUCCGAAGAUGACGGAUCCACCUCGACAUGUCUGUCGAGGUCAACCAAUGAUUUGCCCAGGACCAUGCAAUCCGUUAAGAGCACAUCAUCAACACCACCAUCAUCAUCAUCAUCGUCAUCGUCGUCAGAAAUACGUCGAUGCGACUAGUGUUACCACAUCAAGAAAGAAUAUAUCCUUCGUGACGGAUGAAUUUAGCCCGAUGUUGCUGAAACCUUUAAAGGCAGAUAUCCCCGGCACAUCCGCAAUCUCGACGGACGACGAAUCGACUUCCAAAACGUCAUCUUUCGCCAGGAUCGCUCUGAUUAAAGUCUCUUCUAUCCCGAAAACUACUCCUCGACCCGAAAAAAUAGACAUUCCUGCGAUCAUGCGAAAGAUCUUGUCGCAAAGAAAGUUAGAAGUGGUCGGAGAACCGUCGACGAGCGAAUCGCCGUUUUUGAGAAAAAUCGAUUCGACGAGACCGGAAUCCCUUCCGCAGCAGAGAAUUGUUGAAAUAGCGGCCUAUCGAGUACCGAGGACUCUGAAGGACGUGAAAUGUAUAGUUACGAAGAGACUGAACGGAUUGAUAUCGAAAGUAGUGUCCUCUCUUUUUUUGUAUCUGAUGAUUUUCAUAAUUUAUGCAGGAAUUCACGUAUUAUUAGCCGUGAUCACAUGGCGAACAUCUGCCUAUCAAUAUUUCGCGUCUAGUCAAAUUUGCGGGAUUCUCGCGUUUCUUAUGUGGAGAAUAACUGGUAAUAUAUUAAUCUGAGCUACUGCGAGUCGCGCGCAAGUAGAUAUUACAUGGAGAUAAUGCUGUGCAAACAAAUAUCGAAAUUUAUUAACGUGUGUUUCAUAUACUAAUUUAUCACAAUUACAUAUAUGGAGACAACAUCUGCGUCCCAUUGAAGCGAGAAUUGAUUAAUUGGCGAUUAGUACGAAAUUGAUGAGCCCUAUACAAUUUAGAAAGUAUGAGAUUUGAAUAUUAAAGAUUCCAACAAAGAUAACUCUGAUCCACUAACAAUUUAAAAGAUCGGGGAUGGAUUCUUAAUUUGUCUCGAUUUGUAAUGUUGGAUAAUAUCGUGACUAAUGAUAUUUCGCUACUGAAAAAACUAUUACGUUUCAUAAGUUUUUUAGUGCCUAUAUUUAGAAAGUUCGAUGAGUGC
Messenger RNA from Nylanderia fulva, 1742 nucleotides. RefSeq lists its product as uncharacterized. The record is from RefSeq and is a predicted model, not a curated record. NCBI's taxonomy places the organism in Eukaryota, Metazoa, Arthropoda, Insecta, Hymenoptera, Formicidae.